Messenger RNA from Anoplopoma fimbria (sablefish), 5180 nucleotides. It is a transcript of the gene rbm47, whose product is annotated as RNA binding motif protein 47. NCBI's taxonomy places the organism in Eukaryota, Metazoa, Chordata, Actinopteri, Perciformes, Anoplopomatidae. The record is from RefSeq and is a predicted model, not a curated record. Bases 403 to 2244 code for a protein of 613 amino acids. Gene Ontology annotation, molecular function: mRNA binding. Gene Ontology annotation, cellular component: nucleus. The transcript has 8 exons.
CAGUUGGCUUACCACGGGUUGUUACUGCUCGGUGCAGCUCUUUCUUUGUCUCCAUGACAACUGGCCGUCACGGAGACGUCGCACUCGCCACACACCUGAGUCUGGGAAGGAGGAAGUGCCUUUGCUACACCCACGCCAACUUUUACAGUGUGUGUUCGUCAGAUGUGUCUGAGAUUUCCUCUGGUUGUGCUUUGGGGGACCUGUCACUGAAGACAGGAGGCACCUUGGAGAGGACCCGACUUGCGGAACAGAAGAGGAGAGGACGAGGGGAGGGAUCAAGAUGAAAAAGUGACAAGCUGGAUCGUUGCUUUAGAAACGGUGGCAGAAGAACCUGAGACGACGCAGUGACUGCACAUCCCAUCAUCCUACAGGGCCCAGAUCUGAUUGGAUGGUUUUGUCAGAAUGACAGCCGAAGAUCCUGCUUCCUCCUCGACCAUGAGCAAUAACGCUGCCCCCACCAAACCCUCCCAGCCCUCUGGGGCCUCCCACCACCCUCUUCAUGGACAGAUCAACACCACUGAGGGAGUUGUGGGUGCUCCCAAUGAGGCUGCACUGGUAUCCCUGAUGGAGCGUACUGGCUACAGUAUGAUCCAGGAAAAUGGUCAGCGUAAAUACGGCCCUCCUCCUGGUUGGAAUGCUGCAUCUCCACCAAGGGGAUGUGAAAUCUUUGUGGGCAAGAUCCCACGGGACGUUUAUGAGGAUGAGCUGGUGCCAGUGUUUGAGUCUGUAGGACGCAUCUAUGAGAUGAGGCUGAUGAUGGACUUUGACGGGAAGAACAGAGGGUACGCAUUUGUGAUGUACACAGAGAAACACGAGGCCAAGCGGGCGGUACGCGAGCUCAACAACUAUGAGGUGCGGCCUGGCCGAUUGCUCGGGGUCUGCUCCUCCGUGGACAACUGCCGUCUUUUCAUUGGUGGCAUCCCCAAGACCAAAAAGCGGGAGGAGAUCCUGGAGGAGGUCUCAAAGGUGACAGAAGGGGUACUAGAUGUGAUAGUUUAUGCCAGCGCUGCAGACAAGAUGAAGAACAGAGGCUUUGCCUUUGUAGAGUAUGAGUCGCACCGUGCAGCCGCCAUGGCUCGCAGGAAGUUGAUGCCCGGACGGAUUCAGCUUUGGGGACACCAGAUCGCAGUGGACUGGGCAGAGCCGGAGAUUGAUGUGGACGAAGACGUUAUGGAGACAGUGAAGAUCCUCUACGUCAGGAAUCUUAUGAUGGAGACCAGUGAAGAGACGAUCAGACAGGUCUUCAGCCAGUGGAAUCCUGGAAGUGUUGAACGUGUGAAGAAAAUACGUGACUAUGCCUUUGUCCACUUUACCUCCCGGGACGAUGCUGUCAUGGCCAUGGACCACCUCAACGGCACAGAGGUGGAGGGGUCCUGCAUUGAGGUGACACUCGCCAAGCCAGUUGAUAAAGAGCAGUACUCGCGCCAAAAGGCCUCCAAGGGAGCUUCUGCCACUCCAGAGCCUGCUCCACAGAACUACGUCUACCAGUGUGAUCCCUACACAUUGGCCUACUAUGGUUAUCCCUACAAUACCCUCAUUGGACCCAACAGGGACUACUUCGUCAAAGGAUCCCCAAUGAUACAGAACAAUGCAGGUACUGUGCGAGGUCGUGGUCGUGCUGCUGCAGGUAACCGUACCCCUGGACCACGGGGGUCAUACCUGGGGGGUUACUCUGCCGGUCGUGGCAUCUACAGCCGCUACCAUGAGGGCAAGGCCAAGCAGCCCGAAAAGCCCUAUGAGCUGAUGCCCAGUCUGGAGCUUGCUGCCUCCGUCAACUCCGUUGGCAUCAAACCUGGCACAAUGGCGUUGCCGACUCUGGGUGGGCAGUACCCGAUGUUCAGCACGGCUCCUGCAGCCAAGCUGAUGGAGGAUGGGAAGGUGCACACAGUGGAGCACCUCAUCAACCCUCUGGCCAUGCAACACCCUGAUCACAACACCGCUACUGCUGCUGCCACCGUCCUACCGGCGGUCUCUACCCCUCCACCUUUUCAGGGCCGUCCCAUCACUCCGGUCUACGCCAUGGCCCACAACGUUCAGCGCAUCCAAGCUGCCGGUGGCCUGUACGGAGCUGGAUACAUGCCCAUCACAAACUACGCUGCCAACUCAGCGGCUCUGGCUGCUCUGCAGAAGAAUGCGGCAGUGGCGGCUGCGGCGUACGGCGGGUACGCAGGCUAUGCGAUGCCGCAGGCCUUCCCCGCAACAGCCUUCCAGCUGCCCAUCCACGAUGUCUACCAGACGUAUUGAUUCCGGGGGUCAGACCUUGUGAAAGAACGACAAGGUUACCCUGUGACUGAACCGCCACCACCCCCACCACCACCACCACUACCACCCCCACCACGUCUGUCCCAUCGUACAGAAACAGAACUUGAACAUCAAAAAGCUCUAAAGGAAUGUUGUUUUUAAGCAAAUAUCUAGAAAACAAACAAUGACCUACUGGUUUCAGUAUAUCCUGGACCCAAGGCAACAAUAUGACAGCAUAACUGAUUUAUAACACACAUGGAGGCCAGUCCACUUACUGAGUAAAACCCACCUGCAUGUGGUGACCAUCAUCCCCCGACAAUAAUAACAACCACAUCUCUGUCUUGCUCUCUCUCAAUCUCUGUGUCUCUGACCCCUGCCAUCGUGUUGCUAAGGCAACAGAAACACUGAAGGUACAUUCAAGUAUUUAUGCUGAGAAGAUACAUAUUAAAGGUUUUACUCUCUGUAGGUUUCCCUUAUUAGUGGACUCAUUAGUGGACUCAUGUAGCAGUAAAGAUAGACCUUCACACUGACAAAAGAUUUUAUAAGGUGGGGCUGAAAGGAAGGAAAAGUUAUUCGAAAGAAAGUAAAAGUACAUCAGGAACUACUGACAGAAGACGAUGCCGUUGAAGACAACUGUUUUUGGAUAUACUAAUGUUUUAUUUUCAUUAAUAUAGAGUAUUUUAGCCAAUUCUACAUACUGUAGGUGAUGCUGUCCGUCCAUGCUGGUUGAAUGUGUAAGCUUCGAAUAUGCCUGUAUGGUACCUUUUUUUUUGGUUUAUGUAGUUUUAUUUGUGUUUUGCUCGUUUUAAAUGAAGGUUUCUGAGUGCCGUGUUCAUUUGCUCAUGAUUAGUCUGCUUGGUUUUUUUUGUGCGUCUCCUCUUUCACUUCUGGAAACAUAUCUUGGUUUAUUUGAAGAAAAAGUCGCCAUGCUGAAGAAUAUUUUUGUGGCAGAUUCCUUCCGAGAGAAAUAAAAACUGGAAUGCUUCUGUCAAGAUGACUUUAUCCAUAAGCCUGAUCGACAGCGACACCUGUGUGCAUGGAGAGAAGUUCCAAUCACCAAAAAACUGCGCUGACAGGGGACUGAACACAAGUUUUUUUUUUCUCUCCCUUACGUAUUUCUUUAUAUUGUGUUGUUUUUUACUCUUGAAAGGUGAACAAAUAUGGAAAGAAAUGAGAGACACUUUUCUACGUGGACCAGAAAACUCUGACACCUAAAGCUCUCCCGCCAAUGCCAACCAAAAAACUCCACACACUCCGGUCUCCUGAUAGUAGAAAGAUCACUGUGCUCAACUAGGGUGCCUUAUAUCUGCACACUCUACGUGCUCCCUUGUGCUUUUCACUGUGCCUUUCAUAACGAUGUGAGGCCCACUGUGGUUGGCAUAAAGAGAAAAGUUUUUUCCUUUCAUACUUCAAACAAUUUGUGGUAUUGCUGUAUUUUGGUGAGGUUUUCAGUCUCUUGUCUGAGGUAACACUCUGUGUGUCCGGCCUCCUUCUCAUUUCCUGUCCUCCAACCGUGCUUGGCUGAGGUGCACUUAAACUUAUUUAUAAAAGGCAAGAGCUUGUGACUACCAGAUGAAGAAAUGUUCAAUUUGGGCCAGUUUGGCAUUUAUCAAUUAUUAUUGUCUGACAGAGGUUUUCCUCGCAGAUAAAAGCAUAAAAGAAGAACCCUCGUUGAUGUUUAGUAGGCACUUUUUAAACUGUGCAGUGUGUAAAAAACGUGUUAUGUUGACCGGAGCAAUACCUCGCGCUGUAAAGUACGAGCAGCCUUGCAAGUAUUUGCUAUUACCGACGAAUGUAACGGAUGCAAGCAGCUGCUGAUCCUGAAGUCGCACUCCACAGCAGCCUUCUUUAUAAAAGAGAACCGAAAACAUUUGUGUACUAGAUUGUAUUUUUAAACCACUUUUUGGUAGUUGUUUUUAUUCUCUGCUUUAAAGAGCCUAUUUUAUUUGCUUGUUUUCCAUCUUCUCCACAGAUUUUUGACUACUUUUUAAAAACACAAACUAAUAUCAUAACUUGAAUGUCCGAGUCGAUAAAUGAAAAGAUUGAUUUUCCACAGCAAGACAUAUUUGUCUCACCUCCCUUUGUCAUCUACUUUUUUGCUUCUUCUCUCUCCUCUGAAACUGGAUUUUUAUGUAGAAAAAAAAACUGCUGACAACUGCUUUUAUUAUUUUCUUGUAUGAUGACAAUAAGUCAGGAUAUAUUUAAUAUAUAUGCAUUACGUGUUUUGUCUAUGAAGUGAGAAGAAAAGGUAUAAUAUAUUCUGAAACAUAUUUCCUUUCCUCAUCUAUACCUUGUUUAGGGAUUUUAAAAAAAAAGUAGAGAAACAUUUUUUUUUUUUUUUUUUUUUUUUUUUUUUUGCCAAAGUGUCCAAUAGUUUUGAAACCGUUUAAGGUAAUUGUGUUUUUGUUAUUGUGUGUCAUGUUCUGUUUGCUAUUUUGUACUUCAUUUGGUGUUAUGAGUGGGAACACAGAGACCUUCUGGUUUAGCUACAUAAAAAAAAAAAUUGGUGUCAGCUAAAAACGUAUACUGGUCCAUCUCGGUGUUCCAACCUGUGUCUUUGAGCCGUUGCAGCUAAACCGAUAAAGGUCUGAUCAUGAUUUAGCAGCCAUCACAACUUCAUGUGUUAGACGGCAGAGAACCUGUUUCUAGCUCCCACUCAAAACACCCGCUUUUCUUUCUAUUGCCUGAAUUUCACCGACAUGACGGACACGGUAUUAACUCCUGCUCCUUGUGUCGGUGGGUUUGACCUUUAUAUGCAUAGUUUUAACGUAGGUGUUGCCAUUUAAACUCUUCCUAGUGUGUGCCUUAUUGCCAAGAUGUGCCCUAUGCUAUACCUUUGUAGGCCUAUGCAGACUGUUUUCUUUCUGAAGGUUUGUUUAAAAAAAAAAAGCUUGUUCUGUAUUGUUAUAUUUAUAGUGAUAAAGUAGAUAAAUAAAGCA